AUGGGGGACUAUGAUGAGGAGAUAGCCUUCCUGGGCAAUUGGGGAAGAUUUCAGCAGAUGAUCUUUCUCCUUCUCUGUGCCACAGCUGUGCCCAACGGAUUCACUGCUCUGUCCAGCGUAUUCCUGGGAGACAGCCCAGCUCAUCACUGUCUGAUCCCAGAGGGACUUAACAUCACUGAGGAGUGGAGAAAGGCCAGCAUUCCCACACAGGAGGUGAACGGGGAGACGGAGAACAGCAGGUGCAGAAGAUACAGGCUGGACCUGAUCUCAAAUUUCUCAGCCCUGGGCCUGUCCCCCAGUAAGGAUGUCAACCUCUCUCAAGUGCCACUCGAGGGCUGCUCUGAUGGAUGGACCUACAGUAAGGAGAUCUACCAGUCCACCAUAGUCACUGAGUAUGACCUUGUUUGUGACAAUGAGUGGAAGAAGCCGUUGUCUACCUCCAUCUACUUCCUUGGUGUGCUGUCUGGGUCUUUCUUCUCUGGACAAUUUUCAGACAGGUUCGGGAGAAAGCCAACCCUUUUCAUUACCUUGGUGAUUCAGACGGUCUUCGGCUUCGUCCAGGCUUUCUCUCCAUCAUGGGAGGUGUUCUCUGUGUUCUUCUUUUUGGUGGGAAUGGGACAUAUCUCCAACUUCGUCGCCGCAUUCGUAAUGGGAACGGAGAUCCUGACAGGACCUCCGCGGAUGAUUUUCGCUUCCCUGGGUAUCAACGGCUUUUUUGCCCUCGGCUACAUGCUGCUGCCGCUCUUUGCCUACUUCUUCAGGAAUUGGAGGACACUCCUGAUUGCUAUGACUGUGCCCAACAUUGUCUAUAUCGCCUUUUGGUGGUUCAUCCCGGAGUCCCCCCGAUGGCUUCUCUCUCAGGGCCGGGUGGAGGAGGCAGAGGCCAUUUUGAGAGGUGCUGCCAAGAAGAACAGAGUCACAGCCCCGGAGGUCAUCUUCCCCCAAACAGAGAAAAAAAGUGAAAAAGAAGAAUUCCAUGGCUUUCUUGAACUCCUGAAGACCAGCAACAUCCGGCACAACACAUUAAUAUUGGCUCUAGUGUGGUUUAGUCUAAUGAUUGGUUACUUUGGCCUGUCCCUGAACACAUCCAACCUUCACGGAAGCCCUCAUCUCAACUGUUUCAUCUCCGCUGCCACUGAGAUCCCAGCUUAUACCGCCUGCUGGCUGGCCCUGAAAUAUCUACGUAGAAGACUGAGCUUAAGCCUUAGCAUGUUGCUAGGAGGCGGAGUUCUUUUCUUCAUUCAGCUUGUACCUCCAGAUCUUUCCCCCCUGGCCACUUCACUGGAAAUGAUCGGGAAAUUCUUCAUGACCAGUGCACAUGGCUUGAUAUAUGUUUACACGGGAGAGCUGUACCCCACCGGAAUCAGAAACACCGCGAUGGGGAUCUGUGCCAUGGCCUCUAGAGGGGGCAGUGCCAUCUCUCCAUACUUUGUCCACCUGGGCACAUACAACACUGAUUUGCUUUACAUUCUGCUGGGAAGCCUCACCACUAUAUCAGCGAUCAGCGUUCUCUUUCUGCCAGAGAGCUUUGGGCUCCCCCUGCCGGAGACCAUGGAUCAGAUGCCAAAAAGAGAGAGGAUAAAAUGGCCGUGUCUGUCCAGUGAACAGAAAGUGAAAGACGAGCAAAAGAACGACAAGACUCAUUCAGGGAAAAUUGCUGCAGAGACAUGGAUGUAGUCUCCAGAACUAGGUUUCCAUGACAAAUCAUGUUGUGAGAGUGUUAUAUGAUAAGAAAAUGACCUUAAAAAACUAAUUUUAUUAACUACAGGGGUAGCCCAUGAAUACUGCAAGCAUCUUCUGAUGUCUCCUAUGUCUCCUAUGGACAGUAUUCACAGACACAUGGCCAAUGUCUCAAUUUUUUUCUUACUGGGUUUUAUUUUGUGCACUGAAAUGAUGAUGGGGGGGGACUAUGUAUUACAAGUGCAGUCUUUUCUACAUGGUGGAAUUCAAGCAUGAACUUUUAGGUCCUGCCGCAGCAUCUCCAUUGGAUUCGAGUCAGGACUUUGACUAGACCACGCAAAAACUUUGAUUCUGUUCAGCCAUUCAGGAGUGGACUUUUUGGGUCAUUGUCUAGCUACAAAACCCAGAAUGACAUACCCAAAACAGACAGAGGACCGGACAUUCUCCUUAAGAAUUUUCUCAUACAGAGCAGAAUUGAUGCUUCCUUCAAUAAUAGCAAGUCGCCCACAUCCCAAGGCAGCAAAGUAUUGCCAUACCGUCAAAUUACCACCACAUUUGACUGUUGUUAUGAUGAGGCUAGAGAGAUUGUUGGAUGUUCUUCAGGGAUCUUUUGUGACUUCCUGGAUGAAUUGUCCCUGUGCCCUUGGAGAAAUAUUGGCAGACUGGCCACUCCAAGGAAGAUUCACUGUUCCAAGUGUUCUCCAUAUAGAAACAAUGGCUCUCACUGUGGUACAUUGGACUCCCAGAGCAAAAGAAAAGGUUUUUGGAGUGACCAUGUCAAAGUCUUUACUUGAACCUGUGGCCAAUAGAGCGGAGGCAGGACCUGAAAUUGGCAGUUUAUGCUCCAAUAAGUCUGAAUUUAAGCAGCUCUGCAAUGUAAAGCAGGC
Messenger RNA from Conger conger (European conger), 2567 nucleotides. Its product is annotated as organic cation/carnitine transporter 2-like. The transcript is spliced from 10 exons. Lineage: Eukaryota; Metazoa; Chordata; Actinopteri; Anguilliformes; Congridae. Gene Ontology annotation, biological process: transmembrane transport. Gene Ontology annotation, cellular component: membrane. Gene Ontology annotation, molecular function: transmembrane transporter activity. The record is from RefSeq and is a predicted model, not a curated record. The coding region runs from base 1 to 1677 and encodes 558 amino acids.